Cladophialophora immunda is the source of this 2559-nucleotide messenger RNA. RefSeq lists its product as uncharacterized. Gene Ontology annotation, biological process: transmembrane transport. The coding region runs from base 509 to 2137 and encodes 542 amino acids. Lineage: Eukaryota; Fungi; Ascomycota; Eurotiomycetes; Chaetothyriales; Herpotrichiellaceae. Gene Ontology annotation, molecular function: transmembrane transporter activity. The transcript has a single exon. The record is from RefSeq and is a predicted model, not a curated record.
GCAAUGGGUGAUAUGGCAAUGGCAAGGGCGCACGGCCUCCAGACCCAAUCAGACUCACUGCGAUCCUUGAGCGGGGAAUGCCCGAGAUCGGACUACUCGGUCAUGGCCCACGGCUAUUGGAAGGAAACAACAUGGCCGACCGCAAAAGGAAUCGCACACCCGUUGACGUCGCGGUCCAGGAAGGUUAUGGGGAUCCCUGGAACCAGCGAGCCAGUAUGGUUGGGGAACCUCGAAGGUGACGGUGAGGGAGGACCUCAAGAUGAUUGCUUGGUCUACAAGUACUGUGGUUUGAGUCAUUUUCCUUUGCAUCUCCCUGCAUAUUUGCGGUCUGAAUCGUCCGGUUUGUGAGUGUCUAUAUCCUUGUGCCACGUCCCACACUAUCCGCCACAGCAUCUCAGGACCUAGCCCUUCAUUCUUUUGGAGUCGCCCUCCGAUUUGACUCUAGUCACUCCUUUUCAGGGGAAAUGAUAACCAGUUUUCCAAGACCUUUUCUUCCAACAUAUACAGGAUGACUGGAGAACUUCACCAUGACACCGUUCAAGGUGACCAUGCCAGUCUUGAGAUUCAUCCUAUCUCAUCACAAUCAGACCACCCUACUUCCCUGGAUCUCGAGAGGACACCGACCAUCAGCAUAAGAGACCACCGUACAGAUGAUAAACCCGAUCUGGUACGCAUACGGUCGGCCAUCUCGGCGCACGACAUCCAGGGUGUUCCCAGUCAUGACAGUUCCUUCGUCGAGGUCAAUGCCGCCCAAUAUGAGCGUUUCAGCGAGCGUCGGAAGCUCGUCAUCACCUGCGUCCUCUCGCUGUGUGGCUUCCUGGCCCCUAUUUCGUCAACCACCAUCCUUUCUGCCAUUCCCGAGGUAGCAGCCACUUACAACACCGACGGCACCAUUAUCAACCUGUCCAAUGCGCUAUAUCUCAUCUUCAUGGGCCUGUCACCUUCCCUUUGGGGUCCGAUCUCCAACAUCUAUGGCCGCCGAUGGGUGUGCAUUAUUACCGCCAUCCUGUUCUUUGCAUUCAGUGUCGGCACCGCGCUCGCGCCGAACUUGGCAUCCUAUUUCAUCUUCCGAAUGCUCACCGCGUAUCAAGGUACCUCAUUUCUUAUCGUCGGAAACUCCUGUUUGGGAGACAUCUACACGCCGACAGCGCGAGCCACCGCCCUCGGCUGGUUUCUCUCAGGGACACUGAUUGGUCCUGCGUUUGGGCCUUUCAUUGGAGGCAUAAUCGUUACGUUCCGGUCCUGGCGUGACAUCUUCUGGUUGCAGUCUGCACUCGGUGGUCUCGCUGCCGUCCUGGUGAUUUUGUUUCUCCCUGAGACGAUCCCGGAAAAGAAGAUUCAUGACCUGCGCGAAUAUUCUCGACCAGAGCGAACGGUGCGCAUCCUUCACUGUGUGUCUCCUUUUCGUACCGCCAUAUUACUCUUCUCAUACCCGAACCUUAUCAUCGCCGGCCUCGCGUCGAGUGCUCUUGUCUGGAACAUGUACGGGUUGCUGACGCCGAUCCGCUACGUCCUCAACCCCCGUUUCCACCUGACAUCUCCGAUCCAAUCCGGGCUUUUCUACAUUGCACCUGGUUGCGGAUAUCUCUUGGGCACGUUCUUUGGUGGCCGUUGGGCUGAUCACAUUGUCAAGAAGUGGAUUCGGAAGAAAAAUCGGCGUGUGGCCGAGGAUCGUUUGAGGUCGUGCUAUGGUUUCAUUGGCGGCGUCGUGCCCGCUUGUAUGCUCAUAUACGGCUGGUCAGUGGAGAAAGCGGUGGGUGGUGUCCCUCUACCUGUGGCCGCAAUGUUCGUGCAGGGGGUCGCCCAACUCUUCUGCUUCCCCAGCCUCAAUACGUAUUGUCUCGACGUCAUGCAGUCCAAGGGACGAUCCGCAGAAGUUGUGGCGGGGAACUAUAUGAUCCGGUAUGCAUUCGCUGCAGCAGGGUCUGCCGUGUGUCUGCCUGCAAUUGAGGCAAUCGGGGUCGGGUGGUUUAGCACAAUCUCUUCCGUGUUUCUGGUGAUUAGCGCAGUCGGUGUGUGGGCCACGACUGUUUGGGGAGAAAGCUGGAGACAUGCCGUUGACGACAGGAAGAAAAAGAAGAGGAAGCAGAGGGAGGAAGAGAAGGCGAAGGAGAAAGGUGGGAAAGAGGGCGUAUAACAGGGGUUCGAGGCGACCGAACAUGGAAGGCGUCCAGAGGAGAAGAUGAUUUCGAAUCAUUUAGCACGAGCGCUUUGAUUGCCCCUGGGUAUGGUCGACGGCGUUGAUUUUGCGGGGCGAGGAGUUGGAUGUCAAAUCAUGACGCGACGAAUUUGCUAGAAUUCACCUAACGGAAAGGUGUGGAACGUACAAAAGGCUAUACCACGGGUUUGGGCGACAGCAGGGGUGGCGUUCAUGGUGUCUUUGGACAAGCUCGUUGAUGGUAACUCGACCGAGGUGCUUACAGGGCUGUUGUUUCCAAGUAAAGGGUUGGAAGGCUGGCACGAAACAUAGAACAUGGUCGGAUUGCCCGGGUAUAGAACUAUAGAGCGAGGAGCAGUCACAAAUACCAAAAGCAUGUAGAAACAGCGUCGGCAAGGGUG